This is a messenger RNA of Pleurotus ostreatus (oyster mushroom), 1053 nucleotides long. Its product is annotated as Serine/threonine-protein phosphatase pp1. The transcript has 5 exons. Bases 1 to 1053 code for a protein of 350 amino acids. Gene Ontology annotation, molecular function: protein serine/threonine phosphatase activity. NCBI's taxonomy places the organism in Eukaryota, Fungi, Basidiomycota, Agaricomycetes, Agaricales, Pleurotaceae. Gene Ontology annotation, cellular component: nucleus; cytoplasm. The record is from RefSeq and is a predicted model, not a curated record.
AUGCUGCCUACGCUGCCUACGCUGCCUACGCUGCCUACGCUGCCUACGCUGCCUACGCUGCCUACGCUGCCUACGCUGCCUACGCUGCCUACGAUGCCUACGAUGCCUACGAUGCCUACGCUGCCUACGAUGCCUACGCUGCCUACGCUGCCUACACUGCCUACGAUGCCUACGAUGCCUACGCUGCCUACGCUGCUUAGAGUAACUAUGCUGCCUACGAUGCCUACGCUGCCUACGCUGCCUACGCUGCCUACGAUGCCUACGCUGCCUACGCUGCCUAUGAGGACUCUGAGCGGCCCAGUUCCUGAUUUUCGCAUCAGGGCAGAAUUCGAAGACGUCAAGGCUCUCGAAACUCGCAAUUCGGACAAGGUAGCAAGCCUACUGGAGGAGCAGGCUAACACCUUAUCCAGCCUCGAGGAGGCACGAGCGAGGGAGAGGACCUUGAAGCCUGGAUCUGUCGGCGAGGGAGAGGACCUUGAAGCCUGGAUCUGUGCUAGGUCGGAGAGCGAUGAGGUGCAAUACGGAAGCUGCACGCGAGAAGGACAGGAGCAACGUUUCCACGAAUUGAAGGCCGUUCUGGAGGACACCGAACGCCAGCUCAAGGAUGUGCAGGCAAGCGUGGAUGUGGGCAAUACUGAUGCCAUUGGUUUACGGGAGGGGAGGCAAGCACACCAUGUUGAACGCCUCCUGCGUGAAGACCUCAUUCGGAACAACUCGUCGCACAGACAACAGUCCCGAGAGCUUGUCUCUGAUUGGUUCUACGUUCGGUGCUUCUUGAGUGCUUCUUUGAAGAAGAUCCGACAGGCGCUCACGCGAGGUGAAUCGAUGCACGCACAGCCAAUAGGAGGGCCUCAAGCGGAGGUCGUCGAAGACGGCUACGAAUUCUUCGCGAAGCGCCAUCUCGUCACUCUGUUCUCGGCCCCUAAUUAUUGCGGAGAGUUCGAUAAUGCAGGUGCUAUGGUAAGCGUAGACGAGACUCUACUGUGCUCCUUCCAGAUAUUGAAACCGGCCGGAAGAAAGCCAAAUACGCCAAAUACCCUUACGGCGGUAUGA